Molecule: messenger RNA, 2295 nt
Organism: Synchiropus splendidus (mandarinfish)
Lineage: Eukaryota; Metazoa; Chordata; Actinopteri; Syngnathiformes; Callionymidae
Product: gamma-glutamyl hydrolase-like
Exons: 9
Coding region: 221-1174 (317 amino acids)
Biological process (GO): tetrahydrofolylpolyglutamate metabolic process
Cellular component (GO): vacuole
Molecular function (GO): gamma-glutamyl-peptidase activity
Source: RefSeq, a predicted model, not a curated record
UUCAUCCACUGGCUGGAUCUGUAUCGUGUGAUCACUGCGGGGGAGCCUUUUGGAACGCUGUCCUGCGCGUCUGGUUUUCUAAAUAGAUCCGGAGGUCUCGCUAAGACUCUCCCUUCUUCGCCCACAUUUCUGACUAACACCGCUGUGGGGAUUAUUAUUACAUAACCAGCAGCCACAUCGUUCAUCGUUCGGAGGAUUCGGCAGCACCACACGUCUCCUGAUGCGGCGGCUGGAUCCAGUGGAAGCGGCGGUCCUGGUGUCGGCGCUGGCCGCGGCUCUUUGUCCGAGUCUGUGCUCGUCACCAAUCAACUACCGACCCAUCAUCGGUGUGCUGGCUCAGGAGAUCUUCCCCAAUGACCAGUUUGCCCUGGGCUCAACCUACAUCGCUGCCUCUUAUGUGAAGUACCUAGAGGCUGCUGGGGCCAGGGUGGUUCCUGUCAGAAUCAACCAAACACAUGAGGAAUAUGUCAAGCUCUUUAACUCAAUCAAUGGGGUAUUGCUGCCAGGAGGAGACGUGGAUCUCCAGACAUCACAGUUCAGCCGAACCGCCAAGAUCUUCUAUGACCUGGCUCUGCAGGCCAAUGAUGCUGGCGACUACUUUCCUCUGUGGGGAACUUGUCAGGGCUUUCAGCAGCUCUCUGUUCUUACAGCCAAUAAGAACCUGCUUACACUCACCGACACCAAAGCUGUGGCUCUUCCCCUCAAGUUUACACCAGCUUUGCAGGCCAGCCGUCUGUUCAGAUCUUUCCCCAAAGAUCUCCUCCAGGCUCUGGCAGAGGACAACAUCACUUCUAAUUUUCACAGUUGGAGUUUGACAAUGCAGAACUUCAGCAGGAAUGCAAAGCUGAAGCGAUUUUACAGGAUUCUCACGGUCAACACGGAUGGGAAGAAGGACUUCAUCUCCACCAUGGAAGCCUACCGUUACCCGUUCUACGCUGUGCAGUGGCAUCCAGAGAAAAGUCAGUUUGAGUGGAUCGACAAGCCUGGGAUGAUUCACUCGAGCGCUGCGGUGACGGCCAGCUUCUACACAGCCAGAUUCUUCGUCUCUGAAGCCAUGAGGAGCAACCACAGUUUCUCAAGCCAUGAGGAGGAAGGGAGAGCGCUCAUCUACAACUACCCGCCUGUCUACAGAGGCCGCAAUGCCAUCUUUGUGCAGAAUUACUAUUUUGAUUGAUGACAACCGACGACAUGAACAGACUGAUACAGCUUAGACAUCCAUCCUGGAAUGAUGUGUAUCUGCUUGUGAACUAUUGCAAUUUGUAGAAACUCCCGGUUAAUGGUGAUAUUCCUGUUCACAAUUUGAAUCAAUGUUAUAUGUCACUUCACUGGAAUGAUCCUGGAAUGUUCUGCCACUCUCACGUUAGUCCACCUGCUCCUGCGCAAUGAUUGUAUGACAUCUAUUUAUUCUGCAACAAGUCAAUAAACUCCGUCACGUGCUUUCAUUUUUAAGUGCUGUUUGACAAGCUAAAUAAAUCCUGACAGCAGAUUAGGAAUGAUUUCACUGAAGAGUAAAUGUUUAAUGAGGAAAGUGCAGGAAAAAUCCAUUUUGAAUCACCUGAAGCUACAUGAAAGCGGUUUGCAGGAGCCUCGCAGGUUUCCAACUGUCCACUUGAUGGCAGCAUAACAACGCGUUUUGAGCACGAAAGCGAGCCUUAUGAAUAAGGUUGUAAUAGAAAAACAAACAAAAGCGAAACAAAACAAUAGAACUUUUGAAACGUUUUAGCUGUGAGGAAUACCAGGAAUCAGAAAGCUAGAAAGUUUUCCCUUCAUCCACUUCUUACAGCAACUUUUGUUUUUCGAUUCAGUUCAACUGCACUGCACUUUUCAAGCUCGGAAAACAACUGGGUAAUGUGUUGCAAUGGUGCACACAUACUGAUAUCUUUGCCUUUGAGAGCAUCACAUGUGACCAAACUGUUCUGUUCAGUUUUUGCCAUUUCAGUUCACCAUUUAUUUCACUCUCUGCUGACAUUGUGUGAUAGCUGAUUUAACAAAGGUUGAAGGAGAGAUUUCAACUCGCCCUAAGAAGUAGACUGUGUAGCAACUCAGUUCCGUCUUUUGCGCACGCUUUUACCAGCCUGACUUCCAACCAGUGCUCACCUGAUACUAGUAGGCACUUAAAUUCAAGACUCCUUAAUGUCCACAGAUGUCCUUCAGCUUCUGUGUGAUUCCACCCUAAUCUCUGCUUCAUCAUGACAUGUGGUCUUCAUUCCGUCCACUAGCCUUCAAACAAGCUCACAUGAAUAACAUAAAACUCAAUGAUGAGACCCCUCUUCCUGCUUCAUCCUGCUCCCUCCG